CUGAGGAGAAGCAGGCCCCGUCGCUGCAACCAUCCAGCAGCCGCCGCAGCAGCCAUUACCCGGCUGCGGUCCAGAGCCAGGCGGCGGCAGAGCGAGGGGCAUCCGCCACCGCCAAGUCCAGAGCCAUUUCCAUCCUGCAGAAGAAGCCCCGCCACCAGCCGCUUCUGCCAUCUCUCUCCUCCUUUUUCUUCAGCCACAGGCUCCCAGACAUGACAGCCAUCAUCAAAGAGAUCGUUAGCAGAAACAAAAGGAGAUAUCAGGAGGAUGGAUUCGACUUAGACUUGACCUAUAUUUAUCCAAACAUUAUUGCUAUGGGGUUUCCUGCAGAAAGACUUGAAGGCGUAUACAGGAACAAUAUUGAUGAUGUAGUAAGGUGUGCUGAAAGACAUUAUGAUACCGCCAAAUUUAACUGCAGAGUUGCACAGUAUCCUUUUGAAGACCAUAACCCACCGCAGCUGGAACUUAUCAAACCCUUUUGUGAAGAUCUUGACCAAUGGCUCAGUGAAGAUGACAAUCAUGUUGCAGCAAUUCACUGUAAAGCUGGAAAGGGACGAACUGGUGUAAUGAUUUGUGCAUAUUUAUUGCAUCGGGGCAAAUUUUUAAAGGCACAAGAGGCCCUAGAUUUCUAUGGGGAAGUAAGGACCAGAGACAAAAAGGGAGUAACUAUUCCCAGUCAGAGGCGCUAUGUUUAUUAUUAUAGCUACCUGUUAAAGAAUCAUCUGGAUUAUAGACCAGUGGCACUGUUGUUUCACAAGAUGAUGUUUGAAACUAUUCCAAUGUUCAGUGGCGGAACUUGCAAUCCUCAGUUUGUGGUCUGCCAGCUCAAGGUGAAGAUCUAUUCCUCCAAUUCGGGACCCACACGACGGGAAGACAAGUUCAUGUACUUCGAGUUCCCUCAGCCGCUGCCUGUGUGUGGUGACAUCAAAGUAGAGUUCUUCCACAAACAGAACAAGAUGCUAAAAAAGGACAAAAUGUUUCACUUUUGGGUAAAUACAUUCUUCAUACCAGGACCAGAGGAAACCUCAGAAAAAGUAGAAAAUGGAAGUCUAUGUGAUCAAGAAAUUGAUAGUAUUUGCAGUAUAGAGCGUGCAGAUAAUGACAAGGAAUAUCUAGUACUCACUUUAACAAAAAAUGAUCUCGACAAAGCAAAUAAAGACAAGGCCAACCGAUACUUUUCUCCAAAUUUUAAGGUGAAGCUGUACUUCACAAAAACAGUAGAGGAGCCAUCAAAUCCAGAGGCUAGCAGUUCAACUUCUGUAACACCAGAUGUUAGUGACAAUGAACCUGAUCAUUAUAGAUAUUCUGACACCACUGACUCUGAUCCAGAGAAUGAACCUUUUGAUGAAGAUCAGCAUACACAAAUUACAAAAGUCUGAAUUUUUUUUUUUAUCAAGAGGGAUAAAACACCAUGAAAACAAACUUGAAUAAACUGAAAUUGGACCUUUUUUUUUUAAUGGCAAUAGGACAUUGUGUCAGAUUACCAGUUAAUAGGAACAAUUCUCUUUUCCUGACCAAUCUUGUUUUACCCUAUACAUCCACAGGGUUUUGACACUUGUUGUCCAGUUGAAAAAAGGUUGUGUAGCUGUGUCAUGUAUAUACCUUUUUGUGUCAAAAGGACAUUUAAAAUUCAAUUAGGAUAAAUAAAGAUGGCACUUUCCCAUUUUAUUCCAGUUUUAUAAAAAGUGGAGACAGACUGAUGUGUAUACGUAGGAAUUUCUCAUUUUGUGUUCUGUCACCAACUGAAGUGGCUAAAGAGUUUUGUGACAUACAGGUUCACAUCCUACCCCUCUGCACUUGUGGCAACAGAGAAGUUUGCAGUUGGCUAAGAGGAGUUUCUCGAGGGUUCCGCUACAUUCUCAUGCAUGUGUUCGGGUCGGGGAUGGAGGGAGUGCUCAGAAAGGGAUGGGUUUCACGCUGGACUCUGGACCGUAUGCCGUCUCCAGCUAUUUCCACGCACCUUUCUUUAGCAUGCUACAGUUAUUAAUCUGGACGUUUGAGGAAUUGGCCGCUGUCACUGCUUGUUGUUUUGUGCAUUUUUUUUUUUUUUUAAGCAUAUUGGUGCUAGAAAAGGCAGCUAGAGGGAGUGAAUCUGUAUUGGGGUACAGGAAUGAACCUUCCACAACUUGUUAAGAAUCCACAAAUGAAGGGAUAUAAAAAUAAUGUGGUCAUAGAUAAGAAACACAGCAACAAUGACUUAACCAUAUAAAUGUGGAGGCUAUCAACACAGAAUGGGCUUGAAACAUUUUAAAAAUUGACAAUGACUUAUUAAAUAUGUUUUCUCACUUGUAGUGACCGCUCCAUCUCCUGUGUAAUCAAGGCCAGUGCGAAAAGUCAGAUGCUAUUAGUACCUACAUCAGUCGACUGCAUACACUUACGUUCUUAGUUUUCAAUCAUAUACCUGCUGUGGAUGCUUCAUGUGCUGCCUGCAAGCUGCUUUUUUUCUCAUUGAAUAUAAAAUAUUUUGUAAUGCUGCACAGGAAAUUUCAAUUUGAGAUUCUACAGUAAGCGUUUUUUUUCUUUAAAGAUUUAUGAUGCACUUAUUCAAUCCGAUAGCUGUCAGCCGUCCCACCCUUUUGACCUUACACAUUCUAUUACAAUGAGUUUUGCAGUUUUGCACAUUUUUUAAAUGUCAUUAACUGUUAGGGAAUUUUACUUGAAUACUGAAUACAUAUAAUGUUUAUAUUUAAAAGGACAUUAUUUGUGUUAAAAAGGAAAUUAGAGUUGCAGUAAAUUUUCAACACUGCACAAAUAAUAAGGCAUUUACUUCUUCAGUAGAAAUUGUCCCACAUAAUGCUUUUAUCGAUUUUUAUUGAAAGAAUAGAUUUUUUUUUUUUUUUUUUAAUGUGCAGUGUUGAAUCAUUUCUUCAUAGUGCUAGAGUUAGGACUAGGGCUUCAAUUUCACUUCUUAAAUAUCAUAUAUUUGAUAUGCCCAGACUGCAUAUGAUUUAAGCAGAAUACAACUACUAUUGUAAAGCUAAUGUGAAGAUGUUAUUAAAAAGAAGUCCCCCCACCCCCGAAAUUUGGUGUCUUUCAAAUUCUACCCUGACCUUGAAACAUUGAAAUAUCCAGCCAAUUGAUUUCUUAAUGGUGUAAAAUCUCAUUUUCAAUAACUUCUUGGUGCUGAAAUUGUUCACUAGCUGUGGUCUGACCCUAGUUAAUUUACAAGUACAGAUUGCAUUAGGACCUAUUAGAGCAGCAUUUUUAGAGUUUGAUGGUGAACAGAUUAGGCAGAACUUCAUCAAAAAUAUUCUUGGUAUAUAUAAUGUUGACAUGUUUUCCAUACCUCAUCAGUUUCAUUCAACAAAAAAAAAUUUUUAAAUUUUUAACAAAGCUCUUAGGAUUUACACAUUUGUAUUGAAACAUUGAUAUACAGAGAACUGAUUGCUCACCAGUUAAAUUGGUAAAGUUAGAGACAACUGUUGCUAAGAUCUCAGCAUUGAAAUUUAUAUGCCACCUUUUCUUUCGUAAAAGCUGAAAAUUGUUGACUAAAAUGAAAAUCAACUAUUCAUGUUUUGAUGAUAGUUAUUAAUACUGUUAUUUGUUACACUUUUGGGCACAGUAUAUAUUAAAACAUAACUUGUGUUGUUCCAAUAUGUAACAUGGAGGGCCAGGUCAUAAAUAAUGACGUUAUAAUGGGCUUUUGCACUGUUAUUAUCUUUCCUUUGGAAUGUGAAGGUCUGAAUGAGGGUUUUGAUUUUGAAUGUUUCAAUGUUUUUGAGAAGCCUUGCUUACAUUUUAUGGUGUAGUCAUUGGAAAUGGAAAAAUGGCAUUAUAUAUAUAUAUAUUAUAUAUAUAAAUAUAUAUUAUACAUACUACUCCCCUUUAUUUCAGUUACCAUCCCCAUAGAAUUUGACAAGAAUUGCUAUGACUGAAAGGUUUUUGAGUCCUAAUUAAAACUUUAUUUAUGACAGUAUUCAUAAUUAGCCUGAAAUGCAUUCUGUAGGUAAUCUCUUUGAGUUUCUGGAAUGUUUUCUUACUUAGACUCUUUGGAUGUGCAGCCGCUUACAUGUCUGAAGUUACUUGAAGGCAUCACUUUUAAGAAAGCUUACAAUUGGGCCCUGUACCAUCACAAGUCCUCUGUAGCUCCUCUUGAACAUUUUUUUUGCCAUAAUUAUUAAGGCGUAGUUGAAGAAAUAGCAUCACCAUUCUUUGCUGUGGCACAGGUUAUAAACUUAAGUGGAGUUUACCGGCAGCAUCAGAUGUUUCAGCUUUAAAAAGUAAAAGUAGGGUACAAGUUACAUGUUUAGUUCUAGAAAAUUUGUGCAAUAUGUUCAUAACGAUGGCUGUGGUUGCCACAAAGUGCCUCGUUUACCUUUAAAUACUGUCAAUGUGUCGUGCAUGCGGACGGAGGGGUGGAACUGUGCACCGGAGGGCUCGAACUGCAGUGUCUGGCCCAGCUGCCUUCUACCCUGCCAGUUCAGAAGUUCAAUCUGUUUUCAUAUCGAUUAUAUAUACUAAAAAAUUUCAGUCUGUUAAACAGCCUCACUCUGAUUCAGCCUCUUCAGAUACUCUUGUGCUGUGCAGCAGUGGCUCUGUGUGUAAAUGCUAUGCACUGAGGAUACACAAAAAAAUACGAUGUGUACAGGAUAAUGCCUCAUACCAAUCAGAUGUCCAUUUGUUAUUGUGUUUGUUAACAACCCUUUAUCUCUUAGUGUUAUAAACUCCACUUAAAACUGAUUAAAGUCUCAUUCUUGUCA
Lynx canadensis (Canada lynx) is the source of this 4697-nucleotide messenger RNA. It is a transcript of the gene PTEN, whose product is annotated as phosphatase and tensin homolog. Gene Ontology annotation, biological process: cell motility; protein dephosphorylation; phosphatidylinositol dephosphorylation. Lineage: Eukaryota; Metazoa; Chordata; Mammalia; Carnivora; Felidae. Gene Ontology annotation, molecular function: inositol-1,3,4,5-tetrakisphosphate 3-phosphatase activity; phosphatidylinositol-3,4-bisphosphate 3-phosphatase activity; phosphatidylinositol-3,4,5-trisphosphate 3-phosphatase activity. The record is from RefSeq and is a predicted model, not a curated record. Gene Ontology annotation, cellular component: cytosol; cell projection; plasma membrane. The transcript has 8 exons. The coding region runs from base 210 to 1376 and encodes 388 amino acids.